Messenger RNA from Drosophila ananassae, 837 nucleotides. RefSeq lists its product as uncharacterized. Lineage: Eukaryota; Metazoa; Arthropoda; Insecta; Diptera; Drosophilidae. The transcript has a single exon. The coding region runs from base 223 to 780 and encodes 185 amino acids. The record is from RefSeq and is a predicted model, not a curated record.
UAUAUUUGUAUAUAUUUUUCAAAGCCUGUUUAUGUAAUUUGAUGUUCCAAUUUAAACUGCGCGCCAAGCUAAGGGAGUGUUAUCAGAAACCAGAGUAGCCAGACUUUACAAUAAUAUCUGCGACGUUUAGCCACACUACUUUCAGCACACAUGUGCAUUUCAAUAUUUUGAUUCGUUUAUUUACCUUUUUUUGUGGCCAUAUAACACAAAACCGAAAGGAUAAUGAACGUCAGUGAGGACUUCAAGCCAGUGCCCACGAGGGCACAACUGGCACUGCAGAAGAAGCAGGCCAACAGCGAAUUCAAAGCGCUGGUGUUCCACGAACCGCAAUCGCAGCCAAAUCGGCCAACAGAUGCUAAAAAGAAGGAUCCAGACACCGAAAAUCCAUUGAAGGGCAAAGGUAUGCAGUCAAAGGACAUCAAUCCAGAGUUCGACAUCAAAAGGGCCCGCCAUGAGGUCCUGAACUUCGCCAGGAACAAUCAGCGGGUGAUCAAGAACAAGAGGAAAAUGGAAAUCUUUCAGUUGCAGAAACUGGGCGCCAAGCCGCUGCCGAAGGCGUCGAAGAACUACAAGGAGCUGAAGGAUGAGCGCCAGCGCCUGAAGAACAUCCGAGAGGAGCGCAAGAAGUUCCACCAGUUGGGCAAAAAUCAAACUGGAGCGGCAAGCGUCAAGUGCCGCACCAACUUACAGAAGGAUCGCAACCAGAAGAAGCGGGCGCCUGUUUCCAAUAUCGAUCAGCACUAUGGCAAGGCGCAGCCCAAGUUCAAAAGGCGGAAAUAGUCAUACAUAUUUUUUUAAAUUAUGUUAAAGAUAAUAUAGUUAAAUAUACUAAAGAGA